CUGGAAUUGAAACCAGGAGAAAUGGUUAUAGCAGAAGGCAGCAAGAGCUGUACUUUCUUCCAGUAGUAAUAGAAGACAGCAGUUACCCUGUCCAGACCAGCACAAACACAAUGACUAUCCGUGUUUGCAGAUGUGAUUCUGAUGGUACCAUCCUGUCCUGCAACGUGGAAGCAAUCUUCUUACCAGUAGGCCUCAGCACAGGAGCGCUGAUUGCAAUCUUGUUGUGUAUUGUUAUACUUCUAGUCAUUGUGGUACUGUAUGUAGCACUACGGAGGCAGAAGAAAAAGGACACCCUGAUGACCUCUAAAGAAGACAUCAGAGAUAAUGUUAUCCAUUAUGAUGAUGAAGGAGGUGGAGAAGAGGACACCCAGGCUUUUGACAUAGGUGCCCUGAGGAAUCCCAAAGUGAUUGAAGACAACAAAAUACGCAGGGACAUAAAACCAGAUACCUUGCGUUUUCCACGUCAGAGACCAUCAGUGGAAGAUAACACAGACAUAAGAGUUUUCAUUAAUCAAAGGCUGCAGGAAAAUGAUGUAGAUCCAACUGCACCUCCUUAUGACUCCUUGGCAACCUAUGCUUAUGAAGGAAAUGGAUCUGUUGCAGAGUCUCUCAGCUCUAUAGACUCCCUUACCACAGAGGCAGACCAGGAUUAUGACUAUCUCAGUGACUGGGGACCUCGCUUUAAGAUCUUGGCAGACAUGUUCGGAGAAGAAGAAAGUUAUAACCCUGACAAAGUCACUUAAGUACAAC
Messenger RNA from Eurypyga helias (sunbittern), 750 nucleotides. Its product is annotated as cadherin-12-like. The coding region runs from base 111 to 743 and encodes 210 amino acids. Gene Ontology annotation, molecular function: cadherin binding; calcium ion binding. The transcript is spliced from 2 exons. Gene Ontology annotation, cellular component: adherens junction; catenin complex. The record is from RefSeq and is a predicted model, not a curated record. Gene Ontology annotation, biological process: homophilic cell-cell adhesion; adherens junction organization; calcium-dependent cell-cell adhesion. Lineage: Eukaryota; Metazoa; Chordata; Aves; Eurypygiformes; Eurypygidae.